UUAUGCGACCUUUUCAGAAAAGAUACUGAUUUAAAGUGGGCAUGCCUGGAACCUCCUCUUCCCUCAGUUCUUCGCAGUCUAAUUUCUGACCACAACUACGAAACAAGGAUUAUUAUUUCUGUUAAUAUUGAUAUUUUUUUCACUGGAAGUGAGACUUUUAAAAAGUCUUUUGAGUUUAUAAAAGAAAGUUUGAAAGAACAUAUGAGUGCUUUUCAAGAUGGCAGUACUCUACUUCGCGCAGAAAAUAUUGCUACAGCCUUAUUGGGUUUUGGGGCCAUGGCUAACUAUUCACUGGAAGAAAGCUCUUCUGUUUUACAGUUACUUCUUCACUCGCGGCUAUUUGGUUUUGAAAAGUUUAUAACACUGCUUCUUAAGCGAAUUUCAAAAAACAAGGCGCAUGCAAACCUCCAGUCUUUUAUGGCUUCCCACUUUCCAUACUGCUUUGAUCAUUGGAUUACCGAAAAGUUUUCAUUGGAGCAACUUCCUUACACUCUCUUUGGUUUUAACACGCUCUCCGCUCUUCUAUUGGCUCACCUCCCCUUCAUUGUGGCUCUUUUUGUUGCUUACGAAGAACUAAACAGUCUGAAAAUAGUUUCAAAAAUAGUGAAAAAGCCUCUGGAAACUUUAUAUAUCGAGUGCUUCCCUGAUAUUCUUGCACUUGACCUCCCGAUGGCUCUGAGCUCUAACACCCCAAUGGCGGUGGAAACUUUUCUACCAAAGCACCUUAAACCGGAAACCAUAAAUUUAUUAUUUUCAAGAAAUCUUGAUUGUAUUUACUUUAAACUUUUACUUCGAGUUGUGGAUUUUGUGGACACUUCCAUUCCAGAAUAA
Messenger RNA from Zophobas morio, 831 nucleotides. RefSeq lists its product as uncharacterized. The record is from RefSeq and is a predicted model, not a curated record. The transcript has 11 exons. The coding region runs from base 202 to 831 and encodes 209 amino acids. NCBI's taxonomy places the organism in Eukaryota, Metazoa, Arthropoda, Insecta, Coleoptera, Tenebrionidae.